CGGAGCGCGAGCCCGCGAGGCCAGAGCCUGACCCGGGCGCCACCCGCAGUGCUCCUCGGCCAGGCCCGAGCGAGGAGCACCGGCUCCCGCACCAUGGGGCGGCUCGUGGGUCUGAGCUUGCUGGGGAUAGCGCUGGCGCUGCUGGGCGAGAGGUUCCUGGUGCUCAGGAAUCGAUUGAAAGCCUCCAGAGAAGUGGAAUCUGUAGACCUUCUAAACUGCCACCUGAUUAAAGGCAUCGAAGCUGGCUCUGAAGAUAUUGACAUACUUCCCAAUGGUCUGGCUUUCUUUAGUGUGGGUCUAAAAUAUCCAGGACUCCACAGUUUUGCACCGGAUAAUCCUGGCGGAAUACUAAUGAUGGAUCUAAAAGAUGAAAACCCGAGGGCAUUGGAAUUAAGAAUCAGCCGUGGGUUUAAUUUAGCUUCAUUUAAUCCACAUGGUAUCAGCACUUUCAUAGACAGCGAUGACACAGUUUAUCUCUUUGUUGUAAACCACCCAGAAUUCAAGAAUACAGUGGAAAUUUUUAAAUUCGAAGAAGAAGAAAAUUCUCUUUUGCAUCUAAAAACAAUCAAGCAUGAACUUCUUCCAAGUGCAAAUGAUAUAAUAGCUGUUGGACCUGCACAUUUCUAUGCCACCAAUGACCACUAUUUCUCUGAUCCUUUCUUGAAGUAUUUGGAAACAUACUUGAACUUACGCUGGACAAAUGUUGUUUACUACAGUCCAGAGGAAGUUAAAGUGGUAGCAGAAGGAUUUGAUACAGCAAAUGGAAUCAACAUUUCACCUGAUAAAAAGUACAUCUAUGUUGCUGAUAUAUUGGCUCAUGAAAUUCAUGUUUUGGAAAAGCAUCCUAAUAUGAAUUUAACUCAACUGAAGGUACUCAAAUUGGAUACACUGGUGGAUAAUUUAUCUAUCGAUCCUUCCUCGGGGGACAUCUUGGUAGGCUGUCAUCCUAAUGGCCAGAAGCUCUUCAUUUAUGACCCAAACAAUCCUCCUUCAUCAGAGGUUCUCCGCAUCCAGAAUAUUCUGUCAGAGAAGCCUACAGUGACUACAGUUUACGCCAACAACGGAUCUGUUCUCCAGGGAAGUUCUGUGGCCUCAGUAUAUGAUAGGAAACUGCUCAUAGGCACUUUGUACCAUAGAGCCCUGUAUUGUCAGUUCUAAAUUGUGCUUUUGGUAUGCAAGUGUGCUAACUUGUCUUAACAAUUGAUUUUCUAUGCAUCACUAAUUCUGAGGGAAUUUAACCAGCAAAGUUGACCCAGAAAUGUAUGAGACUCGUAUAGUUAAUUUUACUUCAGUAAGGAACAGUCCCAUUAGUUCUUACGGCACUUUUGACAUAAAAAGAAAAUGAACCAUUUUUUUAAAUGCCAAGUAAAGAAGAGAGAAGAAUACACUUUGCACAAAAUAAGCCUUACCUCUUUCUUCCAACUGCCAGAGUAUAAAUCCUACUGAAACAGGGUAGACCAUAUCUCCUUAAAAUAUGCUUGACCUCAGCUCCAACAGUGACCACUGUGACUACUCAGAACUACUGAUAGAUGACAUGUUUGGAUGUGUUUUACUUACAUCUUUGUUUACUAUUUAAAAAGUUGGAGUUAUAUUAAAGACUAA
Molecule: messenger RNA, 1602 nt
Organism: Pteropus alecto (black flying fox)
Lineage: Eukaryota; Metazoa; Chordata; Mammalia; Chiroptera; Pteropodidae
Product: serum paraoxonase/arylesterase 2
Exons: 9
Coding region: 94-1158 (354 amino acids)
Cellular component (GO): extracellular region
Molecular function (GO): arylesterase activity
Source: RefSeq, a predicted model, not a curated record